Messenger RNA from Periophthalmus magnuspinnatus, 4965 nucleotides. RefSeq names its product stAR-related lipid transfer protein 9-like. Gene Ontology annotation, biological process: microtubule-based movement. Lineage: Eukaryota; Metazoa; Chordata; Actinopteri; Gobiiformes; Gobiidae. The record is from RefSeq and is a predicted model, not a curated record. The transcript has 23 exons. Bases 169 to 4965 code for a protein of 1598 amino acids. Gene Ontology annotation, molecular function: ATP binding; microtubule binding; microtubule motor activity.
GUGUUUCUUCCCGGGUGGAGAUGACUUAAUGCGCUCUGCAAAUGCUGGAUGUUUCUGCUCCGAUAAAGGGAUUUUUCAGACUAAUUUUCAAACGAGAAGAACUGAAAAUGCGGGGUCUUUGGGUCGUCUCCAGCGGGUCGUAGCGUCUGUGAAGUUUUUGGAAGCAUCAUGGCAAAUGUGAAAGUUGCCAUCCGAGUGCGUCCUCUGAGCGCACGAGAGAGCGCGGACGGAGGGCGGCUCGCGGUCCAGGUCGAGGACAAGUACGUCAAGAUCAGAAACUUAAAGCUGGAUGGACGGGCAGACGGUGCAGUGGAUUCGAGGGAGAAACUUCAGGAGUUUGGUUUUGAUUAUUGCUUCUGGUCAGUGGACUCCGCAGAUCAACACUACGCAUCCCAAGAAGAGGUGUUCCAGGAGCUGGGCGUGUCCGUGCUCUCUGCUGCCUCCGAUGGUUAUAACGUGUGUCUGUUUGCGUACGGCCAAACGGGAUCGGGAAAGACCUACACUAUGAUGGGCACUCCGGACUCAAUUGGCCUGACCCCUCGAAUCUGUCAGGGUCUUUUUAGAUCCGAGGACGUUUCUUCUGAUGGGCAAAACUCCAGAGUGGAGAUAAGUUUUUUGGAGAUUUAUAACGAGCGUGUGCGAGAUCUGCUCAGAGGAGGGGAGCAGAAGAAGAGGGCGUCUCUGAGAGUGAGGGAGCAUCCGGAGAAAGGGCCCUACGUACAAGAUCUGUCCCAACAUGUGGUGUCAAGCUGUAAACAGGCCAUGGAGCUUUUGGAGGAGGGCAUUUCCAACCGCAUCACCGCGGCAACCCACAACCAUAACGCCAGCAGCCGCUCGCACGCCAUUUUCACCAUCCAGUACACUCAGGCUAUUCUGGAGAACAAUCUGCCAUCAGAAAUUGCAAGCAAGAUUAAUCUGGUGGACUUGGCUGGAAGUGAGAGAGCUGAUCCAAACUACUGCAGAGACAGACUGACCGAGGGAUCAAAUAUCAACAAGUCGCUGGUCACUUUGGGGAUUGUCAUCUCAGCUUUGGCCCAGAACUCGCAGAUGUCCAGCAGCUGUCAGAGCAUUAACAGCAUGGCGUCUGAGGCGGAGAGCACGGGGGGCAGUAACAGCAGCGCUCUGUCCGAUAGAGGAGGAGGAGGAGGGGGGAGGAGGCACUGCUUCAUCCCCUAUCGAGACUCUGUCCUCACCUGGCUUCUCAAAGACAGUCUGGGCGGAAACUCCAAGACCAUCAUGAUCGCAACUGUCUCACCAUCCGUCAACAGCUACAACGAAACCCUGAGCACGCUCCGAUACGCCGCUCACGCCAGAAACAUUGUCAACAAACCUCGCGUAAAUGAGGAUGCUAAUGUUCGACUGAUCAGAGAGCUAAGAGAGGAGAUUGACAGACUGAAGAGCAUGCUGCUUAGCUUUGAAAUGCAACGCAAUCCCAGUCCUUCCCUGAGUGAUGAGAGGGAUGGGAAUCUGUCUGACAUUGUGCUGCAGAAUGAACUAAAGGUGGAGCAGCUCACGAAGGACUGGUCAGAGAGCUGGAAGGACAAACGAGAGCUGAUGGAGCAGUGCAGUGUGGACAUAAACAGGGACCAGGCCGGAUUCUUCAUUAACUCACUGCAGCCGCACCUGGUGACCCUCGACACGGACGUCCUCAGCACCGGAGUGGUCUUCUAUCAUCUCAGGGAGGGGAUAACCUGCAUUGGACCACAGGACGGGUUUGGACCUGCGGACAUAGUUUUGCCGGCAGAUGUGAGAUGUGAGAUUGAAAACCGCAGAGGUGUGGUGACUCUGCACCCGCUCCCCGACUGUGCAGUUCUACUCAACGACAGAGAGGUCACAGAGCCCUGCCGACUGGCUCAAGGGGCUGUGAUCACCUUGGGAGGAGUGCAUAAGUUACGCUUCAACCACCCAGCCGAGGCAGCCCUCCUCCGGGAGCGCAGACGGAUCAGUGAAAACAGCAUGACCUGCUCCUACACUGAUCUUUGCAGCAUGGACUCAGAUGACAGUGCAAAAGACUUAAAGCUGGAGGGGCAGCAGGGUGCCAAUGCCUCCCCCGGAGAGGAGCACAGAGCCAGGCAGAGGGUGGAGGAGCAGCAGCGUCUGGUGGAGAGUUUGAGGCGAGAGAUCCAGAGCGAGCAGAGACGAGCUGACAGAGACCUGGAGAGAGAGCAGGCUCAUCUACGACUGCAGCACAAUGACAUCCAGCAGUGGAUCUUGUCAGAACAGCAGCGUCUGACGAGCGCUGAGCAGAGGAGCACUCAAGAGUCCAGUGUUCAAACCGAUCUCAGCCUGGGCCUUGUCCUGGAACGAGUCACAAACCACAUAUUUACAGAUGGGAACGGCCUCCCAAACAACCCCCCAUCACAACUCACCAGAGCCAGAAAGAAGACCGUCCAGGAGGAGUUACUAAAACAAUACGCCCUACAUCGCAUGGAAAGCAGAAUUAGAAGGAAAAGAUUACACUAUCAGCUGGAGAGGAUCGGACGGAAGCGUUUAUUGUUGGAGGCCAAAAAGGAGCUGCAGCGUCUGGAGAAGGCCCUUCCCCCCGGGUUGGACAGUCCGGGUUCUCCUGAGCUGGGGUCGCCUUCGAAGCAGGGAGAGGAGAGCUUUGGAUCCAGAAGACAUUCAUUCUCAGUGGAUCUUCUGUCCAGGCUUUACCCUCAGCACACGCCCAUCUACAAGCACUUCCUGAAGAGAAACCGCUCGACAGAUCUUAGUACCAACUCUUCGUCAAACCCGCUCGACAGCAGAGACUGGGUUUCAGAUGAAUUUAUUCCACGAGAGAGGACUCAGAGCUGUUCGGCAGUUUUUCCGAGAGAAAAUAAGUUUACCCCGAGUCGAGGCAACUCCACAGAAAACAUCAGGCAAAAUCCCAUCCAGGAGUCCCACACGUCGCCUGCGCCAUCUUCAGAUCGUCCAGAAAGAAAACCACUGCUACCAAAUAGAGACUUGACUUUUAAAAAUAGGCCAAAUCAGAAAUCACCUGUUAUUCUUAAAUCACCAAACGUCCAAGCAAUAAGCAAAGAGAAUUCACAAGUAUCUACAAACAAACUGGUAACUAAAACCAAAAAUGAUACGAGUGAUAAAACGACGCCUCACCAACAAACCAGUGAAGGAAUCAAGCAAGCGUUUUCAGGAUCACGGUUGAAAUCUGCUCUGUCGAAAGUGUUUAAAAAGCCUCCUCUUUGUGCAAUACGAACCCAUAAACAACUGCGAAAUCUGGCUGUAAAAUUACACAUGAGAAGACGAAGGGAGAAGGAUUUCAAAACAAAACAAAAAUGCACAAUUAAAACUGCUUUUUCGUGUGAGGAGUUGGACCAAACGACGGUGCUGGCGGAUGUCAAACAAAGACGUUGGAAUAGUACAGAAAAUAUGAAUAAGACUUGGAAAUGGGUCGAGAAACAGCAGGGGUUGUGCGGAUGGGAGGAAGAGGAGAGCGAGGGAGAUAAAGAUGGCGGACAUUCGGAUUGUGAAAGUAGUUUUUCUCUUGAUUCUCUGUCCUCAGCCUAUGCUACGGCUUUAGCAGAACAAUUAAAACACGAGGAAGAAGCUGAGAGUGAUACAAGUGAAGAUAGCGAAAUGUCUAAGGAUUCUUUGGCUGUAGAGGCGAACAGAAACUCCUCCUCUGCGUUGUCAAAAAAUACAUUUGCGCCGUCGUACCGAUUGGUCACAGAUGAUUUUGAUUUGUCUGCGAUGUUCAAUAAAACGAUAACAAGUUCGAAAGCUCGGGUAACGCCAGUAGAGACGUAUUCGAGUCAACAAAGUGGCCAAAAAGCAAAGCAAACGGUUGAAAUUAGACAGCAAUUUAAGCACAAUAUUGCAGCAAAUCCAGAAAUUAAAAACGCAACUCACAAAACAGCUGACGCAAUCGUUACUACCUCGACUAAGAGCCCGCGGUCUGUUAGCAGUUGUAGUUUUAGAGACCAGGAAAAUCAGCUUGCUCUCACAGACGCUUGGUCAUCUACUGAGGCUGGGGAUAGUCCAAGAAUUCCCAGAAAUUCUUUAGUUUUCCAAAAAAGGAUGAAGUAUGGAGGCGUAGACAGGAACAGUAGUGAUAGCCCUGUAAGCAUGGACUCUGUUAGCGACUCUGCUAACUCAAGCAUUGAAAUAAUCGGAGAAGAGAGCUCCAAAAUAGCUGAAUUGAAUGUUUUUAGUAGUCGUAACGUGGGUCAAACUGGGCAGUCAGCAGUUAUGGUAAAUCCUAGUGAAUUCUGUGACAGUGACAAUUCACUAGCUCCUACCACACAAGUGUCAAAAGUCAAAUUGCUUAAGGUUAGAAACGAAAAACAAAAACUGGUGACAGCUGACGUUACAGAAGCGACUCCGAGUUGUCAAACCGUGCCAGGAAGCCACGGGCAAAUAUUGAACACUGUAAUAGCAAAUGCCUUUAAAUACUGUGACAAUGGAGAGUUACGCAAUGAAGACAGCUAUCCAGAAAUGUGUAAAGAUCCAUUUAAUAACAACACCAAAGACUCAUCUCAUAUAUGUCAGCUUGAAUCAAAUAAAAGUGAAACCAAAGACGUUGAGCAGGUUGGCGGACUACAACAGGAGCUUGUAAAAUGGACUUGUAAAAAUGCCAGAAAGAGGAACAAUGAUGAAGAGGAUUUAACGGGAAGUUUGAAAAUUCCCAAAAGGAGCAACAGUAAGGACUUGGAAACAGACUGUACUGCGCCUGAAAACGAUCCAGACCGUAUUUGGCCCGGCGAUAACGGCAAAACAGAGGAGUCCAAAGACGCAGGACAGCCUAAAUAUGGACGUGCUGAAGAUAUGGGACAAAAUACUCUGACUUCAAUACAAGUUUAUAACACACCUGGCCGUAAAAGUAGUGAUGGCCAAACCGCUGAGUAUACUAGCUCCUCUGCGCGGAUAACGAAACGAAAAACUGCAUCGUCGGCAGUGUCGGCAGUUAGAGAGAAACGGCUGCAAUGGUUGUGUCGAAGAUAUUUUGGGCGUAAAUUCUACAAGUAA